UGAUGUAUCGGUGGGUUGCGGCAGCAGUAAGUCACUACAGUCCUCGACGCGCGCUCAUCAUGUUUUGACCAUAGACUGAAAUGUCGCAAUGCCCGAGGAUCAGAACCCGCUAGCGCGUGGGGAUCGUAGAAGCGCAGAAUGCAUGUUUGCGAAAGCUUCCUGGUUCUCGUGUGAAACACCAUCUGCGAGACGCGACGCAAGGGGGAUUGUUUCGCUAACAGCUCCUUUUUUGGACGCGCGCAGAACGCGUCUUCCGCCCGUGCUGGCUGUUGAGCCGGUGGGUGACCGUGCGUGGAUACGAUCAUGUGGCGGAGCGGAUGCCGCUCAUGCUGGACGCGGGCGCGAUGUCAGGACAGCGGGGUCGAUCCGGAGCGCGAGCGGCUCUGGGCCGAGCUCUUCGAGCAGCUGGAUCUGAACAAGAACGGACUGAUCGAUGUGAACGAGCUGCGGGUCGGACUCGCCGCCCGGGGGCUGUCGUGGAGCUCGGUGGAGGAGCAGAUUGUACGAGCUGGAGACGUUAAUCUCGAUGGUCAGCUGGAUUUUGAAGAGUUCACGGAGUAUCUGCGAUCACACGAGAAACGCCUUAAACUCAUGUUUCGCAGCUUGGACCGCAACAACGACGGUCAGUUGGACGUGGGGGAGAUCCAGCAGUCGUUACACAAUCUCGGCGUGGACGUCACGUUGGAGCAAGCUGCCAAAAUACUGCAAAGGUGUGUGUGUUACUUAGCAUAUGUGCAAAGUGCUUUCAGGCGUGAUUCAGUUGUGACAUGCCGAACUUGUGAAAUGUGUUCCCACAGUAUGGAUAAAGACCAUUCCUUGACCAUCGACUGGUUCGAGUGGCGAGAUCACUUCCUGUUUAACCCUCUGCACAACAUGGAGGAAAUCGCUCAGUACUGGAAACACUCGGUGAUGUUGGACAUCGGAGAGCUUCUGACGGUCCCAGACGAGUUCUCGGAGAAGGAGAAGCAGUCAGGGUACGUGUGGCGGCAGCUGAUGGCAGGAGCUGUGGCCGGAUCGGUGUCCAGGACAGGAACCGCGCCGCUCGACAGACUCAAGGUGUUUCUGCAGGUGCACGGCCAGAGCUCUGAUAAGGGGACUGUGUGGCGCGGUCUGCAUGCGAUGGUGAAGGAGGGCGGCCUCACUGCGCUGUGGAGGGGGAACGGCAUCAAUGUGCUGAAGAUCGCACCGGAGACAGCCAUCAAAUUCCUGGCCUAUGAAAAGAUUAAGUGCUUGAUGAGAGGCAGAAAUGAAGGAGGAACUCUGAAAGUUCAGGAGAGAUUUGUGGCUGGAUCACUGGCUGGAGCGACGGCUCAAACUGUCAUAUACCCAAUGGAGGUGCUGAAGACUCGUCUCACUCUUCGUAAAACGGGACAGUAUUCAAGUGUGGCGCACUGUGCUAAACAUAUCCUGCAGAAGGAGGGCAUUCUGGCAUUUUAUAAAGGAUACCUGCCCAACAUGCUGGGCAUCAUCCCGUAUGCUGGCAUAGAUCUCGCCGUCUACGAGACACUGAAGAACGCCUGGCUGCAGCAGCACACGGAGGGAUCUCCCGAUCCGGGCGUCCUGGUGCUGGUGGGCUGUGGCACAGUGUCCAGCACCUGCGGACAGCUGGCGUCCUACCCGCUCGCCCUCAUCCGAACACGCAUGCAGGCGCAGGCGUCAGUGAAGGGAGCUCCUCAGUUGUCCAUGCUGACCCUCUUCAGGAGUAUCGUGGCCCAGGAGGGUGUGGUGGGACUCUACCGAGGCAUCGCGCCAAACUUCCUCAAGGUCAUCCCGGCGGUCAGCAUCUCCUACGUCGUCUACGAACACAUGAGGAAAGUACUGGGAGUGGGAACCUGAGAGAGAAUGAAAGAAAGACAGCUCAUGUGUGUGUAGAAAAGACUACAACAAUCAUAUCCGGACAAGAGAGGUCAAAGACUUGUUUAUUUAAGCCUACAAUAUAUUCAAUCACUGCAGUGAUGUUCACCAAAAACAGUGAAUGUGAGGAAGAACGAUGAACUGAAUCCGAACACUGAAUUAUGCAGAAUGUAAGAGGUUCUGUUCUGACCCUUUCCUGAAUUACUGAGGUUCAUGAUGUGCUCUCCGUGUGUGUUGUUGGUCAACAGGGCCCUGAUAUUCGGAUAUUUAGGGUACGGCUCUCUGGAUGCGGUAAAAUGAAUGCUUGCGUGUGUGAGACUGUGUGAGCAUGUGCUGUACUGUACUCUUUGUUUAUCCCUGUGCACACUACUGAACUCCAAAUGGGAAUGGGCAAUAAACUAACUUCCUCCUUUUGAACUUACA
Molecule: messenger RNA, 2277 nt
Organism: Carassius carassius (crucian carp)
Lineage: Eukaryota; Metazoa; Chordata; Actinopteri; Cypriniformes; Cyprinidae
Product: mitochondrial adenyl nucleotide antiporter SLC25A23-like
Exons: 9
Coding region: 304-1836 (510 amino acids)
Biological process (GO): transmembrane transport
Molecular function (GO): ATP transmembrane transporter activity; calcium ion binding
Source: RefSeq, a predicted model, not a curated record